Molecule: messenger RNA, 1546 nt
Organism: Cyprinus carpio (common carp)
Lineage: Eukaryota; Metazoa; Chordata; Actinopteri; Cypriniformes; Cyprinidae
Product: dr1-associated corepressor-like
Biological process (GO): transcription by RNA polymerase II; negative regulation of transcription by RNA polymerase II; positive regulation of transcription by RNA polymerase II
Cellular component (GO): nucleus; negative cofactor 2 complex
Molecular function (GO): RNA polymerase II general transcription initiation factor activity; transcription corepressor activity; transcription coactivator activity
Source: RefSeq, a predicted model, not a curated record
GUUCUCCGACUUUGUAACUUUAUUUAAACCCCCGGAAGCACAUAAAGCACCGUACAGCAGCGAGACCUCGCGCAGACAAAUAUCCCGCAAACAUCCACCGUAACAUCCCGAUAAAAUCGCAGAAACGCACGGACGGUGAUCAGUGAUGGCACUUUAAUGGUUUUAGCGACGGACCUGCGGGAAUCCAACGAGUUUAUCCUUCAUAUUUAUCGAGUUUGAGCGCAGACUGCGACGGAAGCGCGCCAGAGCCGCGUCUGUGCGCCGAGAUGCCGAGCAAAAAGAAGAAAUACAACGCCAGGUUCCCUCCGGCCAGGAUUAAGAAGAUCAUGCAGACGGAUGAAGAAAUCGGCAAAGUCGCCGCCGCAGUCCCUGUCAUCAUCUCUCGUGCUCUGGAGCUGUUCCUGGACUCUCUCCUGACCAAAGCGUGUCACGUCACACAGUCACGCAACGCCAAAACCAUGACCGCCUCACACCUGAAGCAGUGCAUCGAGCUGGAGCAGCAGUUUGACUUCCUCAAGGAUCUGGUGGCAGCGGUGCCUGACAUGCAGGGCGAGGGAGAGGAAAACCACGUGGAGGGAGAGAAGAUCCCGCGCAGAGGUCGCAAGCCGGGCUCAGGACGUAAGAACGGCGGUGCUGGAGCCAAAGGCAAAGACAAGAAACUCUCAGGCACCGAAUCGGAGCAAGAGGAUGAUUCAGAGGACAGUGAGACCGACGGAGAGGAGGACGAGGACGCGUCUCACACCAGCACAAACACACAGCCUGCAGCUUUCUUCCACAGUGCGGGCGCGGCGCGGGGCUCUCCGCAGGCGUCUCUGAUGGCUCUGCUCCCGGCCGCUUCUGUCCCGCUCCGGACCCAGCAGCAGGACCAGGACCAGGACGAGGAGGACUACGACUCCUAGCUGCUCCUCUCACACAGAUCCUCCCUCACACACCUCUUAGGUUUUUUAAUCUUAUUUUAUUGAGGCUGUUUUAUUGAGUCGGCCUUUCCUUUCCUCAUCUUUUCGUUGGAUGAACGGCCCCAGAAGCGAGUCCGUGUAUUCUUGCACUUUUCUUUGGUUCUUCUCCGUCUUCGGUCAUGUUUUAAGAGCAUAUCACUCGAGAUGUUUUGGUUGGUUUUAGCAGCAGAUGCUCCUUGAGUUUUUGUGUUGUAAGGGAAAUGCAGAGCGGACAGUUCUGUUCUUUUGCUUUUGUGACUUCUGUUUCUGGUUUUUGUCCUUUUUAAGCUAGUUUUAUGAUUAAAGCUUCUGUCCUGCAGCGAUUAAACUGUCUAGCGGCGCUUUCAUGCAGUUUUUAAUUCAUUCUGUUCCAGGUUGUUCAUCUGAUGCGUCGAUUUGGUUUGAGAGCGCUUCAGUUGUUUCAGACACACUCUCUGUUCAUUUCCCCGGGCGAUGCACAUUUGUAUCGAUGAGUUCCCCUUUGUUUUAUAUCUUUUAGACUCUUAAUGUUUGCUGUGAAGCUGGAGAGAGUCACGUGACUUCUCUCGACUGUUCGCUUUUAACAUUCUCUUGAUUUUGUAUGAGUGAAAUAAACUUUGAGGUUUCAGUAA